Messenger RNA from Sus scrofa (pig), 2313 nucleotides. It is a transcript of the gene SLC5A2, whose product is annotated as solute carrier family 5 member 2. Gene Ontology annotation, biological process: sodium ion transport; transmembrane transport. Lineage: Eukaryota; Metazoa; Chordata; Mammalia; Artiodactyla; Suidae. Gene Ontology annotation, cellular component: plasma membrane. Gene Ontology annotation, molecular function: D-glucose:sodium symporter activity. The record is from RefSeq and is a predicted model, not a curated record.
CGUGGCCCAUCUUGACCUUGGCCUGAGAAACUUGCGGCCUCCACUGAGUGGGAUGGGGAGCUCUGGAGGCUUCCUGAGCGGGGGAAGCGAUACUGUCAGAUCUGAGUUGGAAAAGGACCCCUCUGGAUUUGGCAGAACCAGAGGAGUGGCUCAGCUGGAUUCCCCAGGUCUCAGCCGGAAGUCCAUGUGCAGAACCAACAGAGGCACGGUUGGUGGCUACUUCCUGGCGGGACGAAGCAUGAUGUGGUGGCCGGUCGGGGCCUCCCUCUUUGCCAGCAACAUCGGCAGCGGCCACUUUGUGGGCCUGGCAGGGACUGGUGCGGCGAGCGGCCUGGCUGUGGCUGGAUUUGAGUGGAAUGCUCUGUUCGUGGUGCUGCUUCUGGGCUGGCUCUUCGUGCCAGUGUACCUGACCGCCGGUGUCAUUACCAUGCCACAGUAUCUGCGCAAGCGCUUUGGGGGCCAUCGCAUUCGCCUCUACCUGUCCGUGCUCUCGCUUUUUCUGUACAUCUUCACGAAGAUUUCGGUGGAUAUGUUCUCCGGGGCAGUGUUCAUUCAACAGGCUCUGGGCUGGAACAUCUACGCCUCUGUCAUCGCCCUCCUGGUCAUCACCAUGAUCUACACUGUGACAGGAGGGCUGGCAGCGCUGAUGUACACGGAUACGGUGCAGACCUUCGUCAUUCUCGCGGGGGCCUUCAUCCUCAUGGGUUACGCCUUCCACGAGGUGGGCGGGUAUUCGGGACUUUUCGACAAAUACUUGGGGGCCACGACGUCCCUAACGGUGUCCGAGGAUCCCGCGGUGGGCAACAUCUCCAGCUCGUGCUAUCAACCCCGGCCCGACUCCUACCAUCUGCUCCGGGACCCUGUGACUGGGGACCUGCCGUGGCCCGCGCUGCUUCUGGGACUCACCAUCGUCUCAAGCUGGUACUGGUGCAGCGACCAGGUUAUAGUGCAGCGCUGCCUGGCUGGGAAAAACCUGACUCACAUCAAGGCGGGCUGCAUCCUGUGCGGCUACCUGAAGCUGAUGCCCAUGUUCCUCAUGGUCAUGCCGGGCAUGAUCAGCCGCAUUCUAUACCCAGAUGAGGUGGCGUGCGUGGUGCCCGAAGUGUGUAAGCGCGUGUGUGGCACUGAGGUGGGGUGUUCCAACAUUGCCUACCCGCGGCUCGUCGUGAAGCUCAUGCCUAAUGGUCUGCGCGGACUCAUGCUGGCGGUCAUGCUGGCGGCGCUCAUGUCCUCGCUGGCCUCAAUCUUUAACAGCAGCAGCACGCUUUUCACCAUGGACAUCUACACGCGCCUGCGACCCCGCGCAGGCGACCGCGAGCUGCUGCUAGUGGGACGGCUCUGGGUGGUGUUCAUCGUGGCUGUGUCGAUGGCCUGGAUCCCGGUGGUGCAGGCGGCUCAGGGCGGGCAGCUCUUCGAUUACAUCCAGUCGGUCUCCAGCUACCUGGCGCCUCCGGUGUCGGCGGUCUUCGUGCUGGCGCUCUUCGUGCCCCGCGUCAAUGAGAAGGGUGCCUUCUGGGGACUGAUGGGGGGCCUGCUGAUGGGUCUGGCGCGCCUUGUUCCCGAGUUCUCCUUUGGUUCUGGCAGCUGCGUGCGCCCCUCGUCGUGCCCCGCGCUCCUCUGCCGGGUGCACUACCUCUACUUUGCCAUCGUGCUCUUCGUCUGCUCGGGGCUCCUCACCCUCGUGGUCUCGCUGUGCACACCGCCCAUUCCACGCAAGCAUCUCCACCGCCUGGUUUUCAGUCUCCGGCACAGCAAGGAAGAGCGGGAAGACCUGGAUGCAGAUGAGCUAGAAGCUCCCACUGCAGCUCCUGUGCAGAACGGGUGCCCUGAGCACGCGCUGGAGAUGGAGGAGCCCCCAUCCCCAACACCAGGACUGUUCCGCCAGUGUCUGCUCUGGUUCUGUGGCAUGAGCAGGACUGGGGCGGGCAGCCCCCCAGCCCCUACCCGGGAGGAGAUGGCUGCAGGGGCCAGGCGGCUGGACGAUAUCAGUGAGGACGCGAGCUGGGCCCGCGUCGUCAACCUCAAUGCCCUGCUCAUGAUGGCCGUGGCCACGUUCCUCUGGGGCUUUUAUGCCUGAGGCCCACUGGGUGGGACACCGAGAGCCACAGCCCUGCGGGGAGGAGGGGUGGGGAGCCUGCCAUGGUGAGAAGGGCCUGGGGAAGGGGAGCUGGGGGGAAGGCCCUGGUACCCCUUCUUUAGCUUCUUUCUGCCUGGAGCCCAGUCCAUGUGACUGGUGCUCACUUCCUGUGAGGCCUCCGCCAACCGGCCACAGCAGCGCCUCUAAGCAAAAAUAAAGCUGCCUUUCCCAUGUGC